Messenger RNA from Penaeus monodon (black tiger shrimp), 2878 nucleotides. Its product is annotated as mitochondrial 2-oxoglutarate/malate carrier protein-like. NCBI's taxonomy places the organism in Eukaryota, Metazoa, Arthropoda, Malacostraca, Decapoda, Penaeidae. The record is from RefSeq and is a predicted model, not a curated record. Gene Ontology annotation, biological process: succinate transmembrane transport; malate transmembrane transport; oxaloacetate transport. The transcript has 6 exons. The coding region runs from base 85 to 1008 and encodes 307 amino acids. Gene Ontology annotation, molecular function: thiosulfate transmembrane transporter activity; antiporter activity; succinate transmembrane transporter activity.
CCUGAAAAGUAUGGGGGAAGCCGUGGCGAAGAGGCAGAAGACGUCGUGUUCCCUACGCCGACGGAGCAGCCGACGAGACUCGCGAUGGCACAGGAAAAGAAAACCAUCCCCAAUGGCAUCAAAUUCCUCUUCGGCGGUCUUGCGGGGAUGGGCGCGACCUGCUUCGUGCAGCCCCUGGAUCUGGUCAAGAACAGAAUGCAGGUCGCGACAAGCAAAGAGCACAAGACCAGCUACCAUGUUAUACGACAUGUCAUAAAGAGCGAGGGCUUCACAGCGCUUUACUCUGGUCUCUCGGCUGGCCUUCUGCGCCAAGCCACCUACACUACCACACGCCUUGGCAUCUACACAUGGCUCUUUGAGAAAGCUUCAGGACCCAGUGGUGAACCUCCAAACUUCUUAGUGAAGGCAGUCUUAGGCAUGACAGCAGGUGUAGCUGGGGCCUUUGUUGGCACUCCUGCUGAGGUGUCCCUCAUUCGCAUGACCUCAGACGGCAGACUACCCCUGGCUGAGAGGCGCAACUACAAGAAUGUGUUUGAUGCACUGCUGAGAAUGGCGCGGGAGGAAGGCGUGUUCACCCUAUGGAGAGGAGCUAUUCCUACCAUGGGCAGGGCCAUGGUUGUGAAUGCAGCUCAGCUAGCAUCAUACUCACAGGCAAAGCAGGCACUUUUGGGGACAGGUUACUUCCGAGAGAACAUCUUCCUCCACUUCUGUGCCUCCAUGAUCUCUGGUCUCGUCACAACAGCUGCCUCCAUGCCUGUCGACAUUGCCAAGACUAGAAUCCAGAACAUGAAAAUAAUUGAUGGCAAGCCAGAAUACAAGGGUGCUUUGGAUGUUCUGGGCAAGGUGAUCCGCAACGAGGGCUUCUUUUCACUCUGGAAAGGUUUCACACCAUACUAUAUGCGUUUAGGACCCCACACCGUCCUCACUUUCAUCUUCCUCGAGCAGAUGAAUCUUAUCUACAAGAAGCAUGUAUUAGGGGAUUCCUCAGCCAAGGGAGGAGGCCUUUAAGGGAGCCCACUGGUGGUGUAGUUGCAGUGUAGUGGAUUGUAUUCAUGUAAUUUUUUUUUUUUUUUUUUUCUCUAUCAUUAACCUUUUUUUCUAAAAAUUUGUGGGUGAGAUGACAAUUUGUUUUUAUUUAUUUAUUUACUUUUUUAAUGAAAAAUCUGCAAUCUACUCCAUUUGUGUGUGUAGGUAUUUAUAAGGGGCCAUUAUUUAUUGCCCUCCCCACUCCUUAAGAGGAGAAGAGAAAAAGUAAAAUGCCUUUUAAAGCUUGUAGGAAAAGUAGGAAAAUUCUUUGUUCAGAAAAAUUCAACAUUUUUCACCUAUUUCAGUAGAUAUCACGAACCUAACAUUGUGUGUUGCAUAAGCAUAGGAAGCAACACAACCUGGGCUGUGUCCUAUGUUGCCAGUAUCUAACAAGAGUAUUUUUAUGAGUUUUGUUUGGAUGCUGUAUGGGGUUGACUAAGAGUCGAGAGUUGAGAGAGAGAACUCAUCUGACUUUCUUUCCAACACACAGAAUGUCUAGAUAAGUUUGUCAAAUUUGCAGAGGAUAAGAUAGGAAGUGGGUCAGAACAGGAGGAUGCACUUGAUGGGAAUGUGAGCUCUUUUAACUUCUACCAGUUGAGAAUCCUUUAUAUGUUCUGGGUUCUGACAUGGGAGAGGACUAGUGCUCAUUAUCCCUAAUAGUUCUAUGGAAUGAUGCAAUAAAAAACAAUACUUAAUUUUAGGAGUAGAUGAAGUGCAAGAUAGAUAAUGUAGAUGUGAUGUGGUCUGGUGUAAUAUAAAAAAGUACUGAAUUCUGAAUAGUUAAUGUAAAUGUUUAAAUCUAGAGAAAAUUUAUAGUGAGUUUAUAUUGGCCACUUCCUAGCCAUGAUGUAACAGGAAGAAAAAUGAGUGUUGGAACUUUGGUAAUUUGUAGUGAAUUUGAUAACUUGUGGAAGAAUGGUGACACAGAUAUUAAGUAUAUAUAUAAUUGUUAUCAAUACUUUUUUCCAGUAUUUCUUGUUAUUUUGGAGCUAGUAGAGGCAUGUGGUCUUGUAUGUAUGCUUGAAAAAGAAAAUAAUUUUCACCUAAAAUAUUGGGAAAGAAAGUGGUUGAUCUGACUUGAAAUAGGAGUGUCUAGAGAUGGGAUUGAUUGAAGCUGUGAUGUGCAAAAGAGGUCUGGAGAUCCUCACAUAAAAAAAAAGAACCAUAGGACGUUCCCAUGAGGCCCAGGAUUCUAACUUUAUUGUAGCUGUUGUCAUAUUCUCCUGAGAUGUACCUGGUGAUAAUCUUUAAAAGGUUUAUCAUUAUUCCUUAUGCUAAAUCCCCUUUUGUGUCAUCAUCAGUUGUACCAUUAUUGUUAUUUUGUAUACUGUUAUCUAUUAAGCUAUUCAGCUGUUUGACUUGGUUAUAAAUCCAAGUCCAAGGGGAAUUUCUCUCUAAAACUCUCAGAGAAUAUUGUUUCAUAGCUAUGAUGCUGUUGAUAUUUUUUUGUUUUGUUUAUAAAUGAACUACUUGUCUUCCUUAUCAGUCUCUGAAAUUAAAGGAAGCUGCCACAUGUGAAGUAAUGAUUAAAUAGCAGUUGUUAACCACAGGACAGGACAGUGGUUUUUGAAAGCACUGGGACAACCUGAACCUGAACAUGGACGCUGUGGCAUUAUAUUUUUGUAAUGGUGCAACGCUUAAUGGGACUUAAAAAACAUCUUUUAAUGUGUAAAACGUACUGGGGAAGGACAUCAUCAUGUGCCAUUCAUGGUAACAUCCACCGCACAUUAGGACCAAUGAGAGUGCUUACUUCUCGUCACUUUUUGUAUCUUUGAAAAAGUACAUAUCAAAAUUUUUUUGGGAGGGUACUAUGUGGCUGUUUUUGUACACUCCAUUUUCAUGCUGACUUUGG